AUCCAAAACCCUCCACCAACUCUGUCUUUCUGGUGAAGAAAACAGAGUGAGCGUCUUACUCAUCUUCAAAGAGCACAACAAUUACAAUUUACGUCUACAUUUCUUAUCUGAGUAAUGGAAUCUGAUUAUGGACUUCCUAGAGAGCUUUCUCAUCUUCAAAAGAGUCGUUCGCUUUAUCAGCCGGAACUUCCUCCCUGCCUUCAGGGAACUACUGUGCGAUUAGAAUUUGGUGAUGCAACUACUGUGGCAGAUUCAUCUGGUGGCCACACUAUCAGUCAAUCGUUUCCUCACACAUAUGGUCAGCGUUUGGCUCAUUUUCUUAGGGCAACAGCCAAAGUCCCUGGUGCUCGGAUUAUUAGCACACAUCCUGCACUGAGGGUUGGACUGGUUUUCUGUGGUAGACAAUCUCCUGGAGGGCACAAUGUUGUUUGGGGCCUUCAUGAAGCUCUUAAAAUUCACAACCCUAAAAGUAUUUUGUUAGGAUUUCUUGGUGGUUCUGAAGGUUUAUUUGCUCAAAAAACUCUUGAGAUCACAGAUGAUGUUCUUGCAACCUAUAAAAAUCAAGGUGGUUAUGAUCUUCUGGGACGCACAAAGGAUCAAAUAAGAACAACAGAACAAGUCAAUUCUGCAAUGGCUGCAUGUAAUGCUUUAAAGUUGGAUGGCCUUAUCAUUGUUGGAGGGGUGACAUCAAACACUGAUGCUGCUCAGCUUGCUGAGACUUUUGCUGAAGCAAAAUGCUCCACAAAGGUUGUUGGGGUACCUGUUACUUUGAAUGGAGAUCUUAAGAACCAAUUUGUUGAAGCAAAUGUUGGUUUUGAUACAAUUUGCAAGGUUAACUCCCAGCUAAUCAGCAAUGUCUGCACAGAUGCACUUUCAGCAGAGAAGUACUACUAUUUUAUUCGACUCAUGGGUCGGAAGGCAUCUCAUGUGGCCUUGGAAUGCACUCUACAGUCACACCCAAACAUGGUUAUUCUUGCUGAAGAGGUUGCUGCUUCAAAGCUUACUAUAUUUGACUUAACAAAACAGAUUUGUGAUGCAGUCCAAGCCAGGGCAGAAGAAGAGAAGUACCAUGGUGUUAUCCUACUUCCAGAAGGUCUUAUAGAAAGCAUACCUGAAAUUUAUGCCCUGUUGCAGGAAAUCCAUAUUCUUUUAAGACAAGGUGUUUCUGUUGAUAAAAUAUCAAUGCAACUGUCACCUUGGGCAUCUGCUUUAUUUGAAUUUUUACCACCAUUUAUUAGAAAACAGCUUCUCCUCCAUCCAGAAUCUGAUGACUCAGCACAGUUGUCUCAAAUUGAAACAGAGAAGCUUCUUGCUGAACUCGUGGAGGCAGAAAUGAACAAACGCCAGAAAGAAGGUUCAUACAAGGGGAAGAAAUUCAAUGGUGUCUGCCAUUUUUUUGGGUAUCAAGCUCGAGGCUCUUUACCAUCAAAAUUUGAUUGUGAUUAUGCCUACGUGCUAGGACAUAUUUGUUACCAUAUUCUGGCAGCUGGUCUGAAUGGUUAUAUGGCGACUGUCACUAACUUGAAGAAUCCUUGUAACAAGUGGCGCUGUGGUGCUGCUCCUAUAACCGCUAUGUUGACCAUAAAGAAUGAUGUUGGUGGUUCACGCGCAAUGACAAUUGGAAAACCGCUUCUUCAUCCUGCUAUUGUGGAUUUGAGAGGCAAAGUAUACGGGUUGCUAAGAGAAAACGCGAGAAAAUUGUUGUUGGAUGAUAUUUACAGAAACCCUGGACCACUUCAAUUUGAUGGGCCGGGUGCUGAUUCACGGGUCGUGAGUUUGUAUGUUGAGGAUCUUGAUUAUAUGGGUCGUAUUAAAGAGCUAAAUGAAUAUCUUGAAAAGGUACGAGGUAUUGUGAAACCGGGUUGUUCUCAGGAUGUUUUGAAAGCGGCUCUGAGCGCCAUGUCAUCAGUCACAAAUGUUCUCUCUAUCAUGUCCUCACCUACUAACACAAGUGCUUAGAUUAGUAGUUUCUUUUAAUAACCUCAGGAAAAUGUGGAAUGAUAUUCUAAUGCUUCACACUUGUUAUUAUUAUCUUUUUAAUGAUAAAUGAACAAAAUUGUGUGAGGAUUGAGUUA
Messenger RNA from Lactuca sativa (garden lettuce), 2075 nucleotides. Its product is annotated as pyrophosphate--fructose 6-phosphate 1-phosphotransferase subunit alpha. Lineage: Eukaryota; Viridiplantae; Streptophyta; Magnoliopsida; Asterales; Asteraceae. Gene Ontology annotation, biological process: photosynthesis; response to glucose; glycolytic process. Gene Ontology annotation, cellular component: cytosol. The record is from RefSeq and is a predicted model, not a curated record. Gene Ontology annotation, molecular function: diphosphate-fructose-6-phosphate 1-phosphotransferase activity; ATP binding; 6-phosphofructokinase activity.